AUGAAGGGAUCCAUCCUCGCUGUCGCAGCCGCCAUCGGCGGUGUCAGCGCCGCUGCUCACCGUCACGCUCAAGCUCACGGUCAGCUGUUCAAGAGAGGCGUCGACCAGGCCUCUGUCUGUGUCCCCGGCUGCACCACCAUCUACACCACCAUUUACGGCGAGCCUACGCUGGUUCCUCACAAGCCCAGCAGCCCGCCCGCCGUCGUCCCCUCGGCGCCCGCGACAACUGAGGCCCCGCCGAAGCCCACGUCCACUCAGAAGCCCUCCGUGGAUGUGCCGACCCCCGUGCCUGAGGUCUGCCCGACCCCGGGUACCUACACCUUCCCGGCCACCACCAUCACCGUCAGCCAGACCACCACCGUCUGCGCUCCUGAGACCACCAAGGUCCCUGCCGGUACCCACACCAUCGGCGGUGUCACCACCGUUGUUGUGAGUGCCACCACCGUCGUGUGCCCCUACGCCACCGCGAAGACAUCCAGCGGCGUCGUGACCAGCGUCGUCGAGACCACCACCUACGUGUGCCCUACCCCCGGCACCUACACUAUCGCCCCGACGACCACCACUGUCACUGCCCCGACCAACGUCGUCUACCCCGUCGUGACUACGGUCAACCCUGGUACCUACGUCCGCCCGGCCAUUGUCACCACCAUCACCGAGACCAGCGUCGUCGUUGUUUGCCCCUUCACCAGCCAGGAGCCUGUUCCCACGACCUCCUCUGUCGUUGUUCCGGCUCCUGUCCCCACGACUUCCGCCAUUCCGGCCCCGGUUCCCACAACCUCCGCUGCCCCCGAGCCCGUCCCCACCACCACCGCUAAGGCUUCUUCCUCCGCGCCCGCCCCGUCCUCCUCCGCUCCCGCCACCGGCGGUGGCCUCGGCGGCAACAACGGUGACCACUGGGCUAUCACCUACACUCCCUACUCUGAGGAUGCCUCCGGAUCCUGCAAGUCUGGCAGCCAGGUAGACUCGGACAUCGCCUCUAUCAAGAACUCUGGCUUCCGCACCAUCCGCAUCUACUCCACCACCGACUGCAACGCCCUCGAGAACGUCGGUGCUGCCUGUGAGAAGUACGGCCUCAAGAUGAUCCUUGGCAUCUUCGUCAAGGAUUCGUGCGACCCCCAGUCGGCCGACAUCAAGACUCAGGUCGACGCCAUCGCCAGCUGGCAGAGGUGGGACAUGGUCGAGCUCGUCGUUGUGGGCAACGAGUGCAUCUUCCAGGGCCGCUGCAGCGCCUCCUCUCUGAAGCAGCUCAUCGUCGCCACCAAGGUCACCAUCACCGCCGCCGGCUACUCUGGUCCCUACACCACCGCCGAGACCGUCGGUGUCUGGCAGCAGACCGAUGUCGUGUCUGAGAUCUGCGACGUCGUCGACAUCGUCGGUGGCCAGAUCCACCCCUACUUCAACGCCCAGACCGCCGCCACUGACGCCGGUACCUUCGUCCAGAGCCAGAUCGAGCUCCUCGAGAGCUCCAGCAUCUGUGGCAGCAAGCCCGCCCUGAACCUCGAAUGUGGAUGGCCCGCUAGUGGCAGCUGCAACGGCCUCGCCUGCCCCGGUACCUCCGAGCAGGCCAUCGCCAUCGCCUCCAUCAAGGAGCUCGCCGGUAGCAAGACCGUCUUCUUCUCCUUCCACAACGACUUGUGGAAGGCCCCUGGUGCCUGCGGCUGCGAGCAGUCCUGGGGCUGCGGUCAGCUCUUCCUCUAA
Molecule: messenger RNA, 1698 nt
Organism: Colletotrichum graminicola M1.001
Lineage: Eukaryota; Fungi; Ascomycota; Sordariomycetes; Glomerellales; Glomerellaceae
Product: beta-glucosidase
Exons: 2
Coding region: 1-1698 (565 amino acids)
Biological process (GO): cell wall organization
Cellular component (GO): extracellular region; cell surface; fungal-type cell wall
Molecular function (GO): glucan endo-1,3-beta-D-glucosidase activity; 1,3-beta-glucanosyltransferase activity
Source: RefSeq, a predicted model, not a curated record